Molecule: messenger RNA, 1262 nt
Organism: Dufourea novaeangliae
Lineage: Eukaryota; Metazoa; Arthropoda; Insecta; Hymenoptera; Halictidae
Gene: rho-4
Product: rhomboid-related protein 2
Exons: 5
Coding region: 172-1257 (361 amino acids)
Cellular component (GO): membrane
Molecular function (GO): calcium ion binding; serine-type endopeptidase activity
Source: RefSeq, a predicted model, not a curated record
GGUUCACUGGCGUGUGUAGUUUUCAAACGUGUCCCGUUAUAUCAGAUGACACAAUCAUUUCAUUGUAAUUUAAUGACUGUAUAGAAAUGAGGAAUUCUGUCCGAAGAUAAUUUUAGUUAUUGUAUCGAUUAGGAUUUUCGUCGAGUUCGCAGAGGUUUCAAGCUGAUCAGAAUGUCGAACAAUCAAAGAGGAGAACCAGAGAUAACAAUACCCCUACAAUAUAAUAAUGCACAUUGGAAAGCCAUAUUUGAGAAAUACGAUCUUGAUGGCGAUGGAAAAAUAUCUUACCAAGAAUUAAAGGCGAUGAUACAUAGUUCUGCUUAUUCCAAUGACAUUCCAACCAGGGUUGUUCAUAUAAUUAUGACCAAGGCAGAUUUAGAUGAUUCUGGAUACCUAGAGUAUCCUGAAUUCAUAGCUAUGAUUCACAGAAAGGAUAUGCAGGGUGUUUUUGGUCACCUUGUACAACGAUAUGUGCAUUCAAUGGUACCACAAAGGCCAACUGUUUUUCAAUCGCCCUCCAGUGAUUACCCUGACGGACAGUACGAAGAGGAAUAUACUUGCAAACCACCAGCACUGGCAAUGAUAAUUAUAUCCAUACUGGAGAUUACACUAUUUUUGUACGACGUGAUUGCAUAUAAGUCUGUGUAUCUGUCUGUAGAAGGACCUGCAGCUACAUUAUUUAUUUAUAAUCCGCAUAAAAGGUACCAAGCAUGGAGGUAUCUAACAUACAUGUUUGUACACGUGGGAGUAUUUCAUCUGCUGGUAAAUCUACUUGUGCAAAUAAUGCUGGGUAUUCCAUUAGAAAUGGUGCACAAGUGGUGGAGAGUACUGAUCAUUUACAUAGCAGGUGUUGUAGCAGGAUCUCUUGGUACAUCUGUGUCAGACCCUUCGGUAUACUUAGCAGGUGCCUCGGGUGGUGUGUAUGCACUAAUUACUGCUCAUGUUGCGACUAUUUUAAUGAACUGGUCGCAAAUGGAGUUCGCGGUGUUUCAAUUGUUAGUUUUCCUCGUUGUGACUUCGUUCGAUGUUGGCCAAGCAGUGUACAAUCGCUAUGUAUUAGAAACGAACGACCAAGUGGGAUAUGUUGCUCAUAUUGCUGGCGCCAUUGCAGGCCUGCUCGUAGGCAUAAAUGUACUCCGUAAUCUUGAAGUGCGAACAUGGGAAAAAGCUGUAUGGUGGGCCAGUAUUAUUACUUACACUGUUCUCAUGACUGCCGCCAUUUUAUGGAAUAUUUUAUAUACUUCUUACUAUGAAUAAGGUGA